Messenger RNA from Cyclospora cayetanensis, 2232 nucleotides. Its product is annotated as D-2-hydroxyglutarate--pyruvate transhydrogenase DLD2. The transcript has 5 exons. NCBI's taxonomy places the organism in Eukaryota, Apicomplexa, Conoidasida, Eucoccidiorida, Eimeriidae. Gene Ontology annotation, molecular function: catalytic activity; FAD binding. The coding region runs from base 1 to 2232 and encodes 743 amino acids. Gene Ontology annotation, cellular component: mitochondrion. The record is from RefSeq and is a predicted model, not a curated record.
AUGAGAGUCACUUGCUUCUCGGCAUUCCAUCAACCACCAUGGUUUCCUCCUUUUCCCCGCCAUCCGCCGGCCAGCCUCCGUGCAUCUUAUCCACGAUGCAACAGCACUACCCCCAACCUGCGUUUCUCUGCUUUCGUCGCACGCAGCACUGCCUUCCCCUCAAUCUGCGGCACAUCAAUGCCCACUAUUUCAUUGAAAAGCCUUGGUUGUGCCGGCGCAAUGGGUAAAAUUCCCGCAACGCCAGUUGGAUGCAGAGGAGUGAAAUUCGUGGCGGAGAAGGGUCUCGUCAUGGACUCCGCAGUUCGGAAGUUCUAUGUGCCGGAUUUUCCUAGAGACUCGAAGUUCAACAAGCUAAGUCACGAUGACAAAGCGGCCUUUCGUGCCAUUCUAUCUGAACAGAAGCCUGUCUCAGCCAAAGAAUUGGCAGACAUGACAGCGGUGGCGAACUACCUAACAGACUGGCUCGGGAUAUACACCCCGGAAGCGGUGGAGGGGUCAGCAGCUGUUGUGCUAUUUCCCCGAACCACAGAGGAGUUGCAAAGGAUACUGCAACACUGCUCUAAGCGCCAGCUGGCCGUAUGCAUUCAGAGCGGCAACACUGGCCUUGUUGGUGGCUCCGUGCCUGCGUACGAUGAAGUCGUCCUCUCCCUCACAAAAAUGAACAAAAUCCUUUCAUUCGAUGCAGAGACAGGCGUCCUUAUUGCUGAAGCGGGCUGCCUGAUUAGCGACAUCGAGGUCUUUCUCAAAAGCUUUCCGAGAGUGCGCUUUCCCACGUAUAUGUACCCCCUGGACCUUGCAAGCAAGGGGAGCUGUUGUUUGGGGGGCACUUUGGCGACAGCAGCUGGAGGGAACCGCUACUUGCGCUACGGAGGGGCUCACAGCCACGUACUGGGUUUAGAGGUGGUUACAGGGGAUGGCAGAGUUAUAGACCUCUUGAAUACGUGCCUGAAGAAUAACACGGGCCUGCAUCUGCAUCACCUGUUUAUAGGCAGCGAAGGCGUCUUGGGGGUAGUUACGAAAGCGGUCAUACAAUGUGUUGCAACCCCCCGCAGCACAACCGUUAGCUUGCUUAAACUAAAGGGCCCGUUUGACCGGCUGCGCCUAGCGUGUCUUAGAGCAAAGGAGACGCUGAGUGACAUUCUAAGUGCCCUGGAGUUCUUUGAUGAAGCCUGUAUGGCUCUAUCGACAAAGGCCGCCAGGGUUCCCAACCCGUUCUCCCGAGCGCCACUAAACCUCCACCCAGGGAGCGCUACCCCUUAUAGCUUUGCGGAUGCUGGGAAAGGCGACGGUGGGUUCUACUUGCUCAUGGAAACACAAGGGCAAAAUGAAGAGGCAGAUAGAGAGAGGGUUGAAGAAUUUGUUACGCAGCUGCAGGAGGAAGGAAUCAUUGAAGACGCCGCUAUGCCACAAUCGGAAACACAACGAGCAGACACAUGGAGGGCUGGGAAGAAGAGACAGGAAGCGCCUUGUGUUGAGGCGACGGCUUGCGUUCAUUCAUGGAUUAGGGCACACGUCGUGUGUGAUCUAUGCACUGUGUAUAGGUUACGUGAGGAAAUCGCGGUUGCGGCUUCUGCCAGCUGCUUGAAAGUCCUAAAGUUCGAUGUAUCCUUGGAAAUAUCUCGAAUGUACAAACCCGUCGAGUUGCUGAAUGCUUUAAUGGCUCAUGGGGCCAUAGACGGUGAUUUCCCCGCCCUUAUAGCUAGAGGCGAGAAACUGCUGACGCAGCAAAGAAAGGGAAGCUAUGGCGCACAGAGGGGGAUACAGCACGAAGGAAGGAGCGGUACUAGGGCAGGAGGCGGAGAGGGAAGCGAAAAUACGGCUUCUUUGCCCUGCACAGUGAUUGGGUAUGGCCACAUUGGUGACGGAAACAUCCACAUUAAUGUACUGGUUCAGGAGGGCGCGAAAGCAGAAGAAUUGCGGAAAAUACAGCAAGUCGCAGACAACCUUGUGUAUAACUUUGUACAGCAGCACGGAGGGAGCAUCAGCGCAGAACACGGAGUCGGCAUCCUUAAGGCUUCGGCCAUCCCCAAACUUAGAAGCCAAGCAUUUAUAAGCACCUUGAACAGACUCAAGCACGUCUUCGACCCCAAGGGCAUACUUAAUCCCUACAAAGGAUGGAGGAUGAACACACAGGGGCCCCAGAAGAAACAUACAGAGCAGCGAGAUCCUCACAAGCACGGAACGAAGGAGGUUUCGAGGACUAAUGCACCAGAGGGGGCACCACUAUUGUGA